AUGAAUUUCCUCUACCGAACUACGCAGCCUGCAGCACCUGAGCUUCCAAGAAUUUCAGAGCAAGAUCAACUCAGGGAUGCCUUACAAAAGCCGACUACGACACUGGAGAGUCUCAUCGCGGACGAUUCAUACCAGCCCUCCUCCACCCGCAGCGAAGAUGGUGCUGCUAAUAAUGGUUCUAGGGAUAUCAGUGGGGAUCCUUCAUCUCUAGAUUCGAAAAGCCUGGUCCCCAGUGGGACACAUGCCGAUGUUGCGGAGGAUGAAGGAUGGAUAACAAUUCCAUGCAGUUCGCGAGUUAGUAACAUCUACAAUUUUCUUACAGAGGCACUUCCUGAAAGUUUGAAUGACAUAUCAGAAAUGGUUCAGUUGCAGACUCUGGACCGUUCCUUCCUUUUCCCUGGCGAGCAGGUCCAUAUACUGGUGUGCCUGUCAGCUUCUAAGCAAGAUGUACAGGUUAUAUCCCCCUUUAGAAUUGCUGCAGUGAUGUCUAAGAAUGGAAAUUCUUUGCAAAACUCUACAAAUAAAUCUAGCCCUGUCAGUGCAAAUGGUCAUGAUAAUGGAGCAGCUGGAGAAAGUGGCUAUCAGGAUGUUGAACUCAAUGGUGAAGCCUCUCCUUCAGAACAUGAUAUUUUGGAGACUCAAUCUCUCCUUCAGAUGGAGGACCAUCAGCAGCAGAUCGAACAUGUCUUGCAAAGAUUUAGGGAAUCCAAUUUUUUUGUCCGGAUUGCGGAGUCAGAUGAGCCUCUCUGGUCCAAGAAAAGAGUAACUUCAGCUACGACGGCAGAUGAACGAUCAGAUAACCAGGGAAAUAGUAAGAGCUCAAAGAGUAAUGUUUACAAUACCAUUUCUGAUAAAGGGAUUUUUGAUGGUAGCACAUCUGGGGGAGUCGCUCGAGAUGUUGUCAAGUGUUAUUCUCUGCAGAACGGAGACAUAGUGGUUGUUUUGCAAGUGAAUGUUGGCGUUAACAAAUUGGAAGAUCCUGUGCUUGAAGUCCUUCAGUUUGAGAAAAGUAUAUCGAACAAUUGUAUGCCUCAGAAUCUUGUGGAUGGACUUUCUGACAGUAAUAAUGACCCAUGUCAGGAGCUGCUUAGUUGGCUGCUCCCUUUAGAUCGCACAUUACCGCCUCGUUCUUUGGCACCCCCUACUCUCAAUCCAAGUGUAUCACACAAGCAAUCUUAUUCUGCUUCUGGUUCUCAAAUAUUCAAUUUCAGAAGUUACUCCAUGCCUUCAGCCUCUUCUGUUCAGACACCGAAUAAUAUAAGACCACCACCAAUAUCUGAAAGUCAAGAAUUUAUGCCUGAAAAACCUGCAAAAACCCCAGACAUUAUAAAUGAUGGGCAGCUUUCAUUUAGAGGAGUUCCUUUAGAACCUGAACGGUAUUCUGUACGUUGUGGUUUAGAAGGUGUGUAUCUACCAGGGAAAAGAUGGAGGAGAAAAGUUGAAAUCAUUCAACCCAUUGAGGUUCAUUCUUUUGCUGCAAAAUGUACUGUGGAGAAUCUUCUCUGUGUCACUGUAAAGAAUAUUGCUCCUACUCAUGCGAAAGAUAUAGUUGUAUUCAUUGACGCAAUUACUAUUGUAUUUGAGGAGGCAUCCAAAGGAGGUGCUCCUUUGUCAUUACCAAUUACUAGUAUUGAGGUUGGACAUGGUCACAGCUUACCAAAUCUAGCACUCAGGAGGGGCGAGGAGCACUCUUUUAUUCUCAAGCCAGCAACUAUGUCCUCAAGGGAACGUAAGACCAGCGGUUAUGCACCUCCAGCCUUGUCACUCCCAACGAUGACCGGUGCUACUUUAAAUACUCAUACACCAAAGGUUGGUGAGCCAUACGCUAAUCUAAGCGACCAAUAUGCUGUACUGGUAUCUUAUCGCUGCAAUUACACAGAAUCUAAACUUUUUUUCAAGCAAGCAACAAGCUGGCGACCCUCUGCAGCCAGUGAUCUUAUGAUCUCUGUAUCAUCCGAACUGUCUUUACGAAAUCCUAGUCUUGGUGCUCGAGUUCCUCAACUUCCCUUGCAGAUACUAACACUCGAAGCUACUAAUAUGACAUCCGAAAACCUUACAUUAAAUGUCCUUGCUCCUGAAGCAUCUGGUUCUUCUUCAGUUGUAUCCUUAAACUCAGCCCCAACCACCCCAAAUGGUUCUUUUGAUGGUGUUAAUGAGUCAGCAAAAAGAUCUGGGCUGGGAAAACAUGGAAUUGGCUUUCGAAGAUUGAAUUCUGUCCUAGCUACAUCUCCAAAAGAAGGUGAUAAUGGAGGAAAUAGAAUGAGUAAUGCUUCAGGCUGUACUCAUCUGUGGUUGCAAAGUGCAGUGCCCCUAGGGUGUGUUCCUCCUCGUUCAAGCACCACUGUCAAACUUGAGCUGCUUCCAUUAACAGAUGGAAUUAUCACACUUGAUACACUGCAAAUAACCGCAAGGGAGAAAGGCCUUGCUUACGUACCGGAGCAUUCCUUGGAGAUACAUGCCACCUCUGGCAUGUCAUCAGGAAGGUCAUAG
This is a messenger RNA of Miscanthus lutarioriparius, 2490 nucleotides long. Lineage: Eukaryota; Viridiplantae; Streptophyta; Magnoliopsida; Poales; Poaceae. The record is from the annotation of a GenBank genome assembly.